AGUGAAUUUUUAGCUUCCAUUGAAAGAAGGAGAAAACUAAACUUUUUGUUAGAAAUGUUUUCUGUUUUGCAGAUUGACAGGAAAAGCAUUCCAUGUUAUUGGGAAAAUAAACCUGGCGGGUGUAGAAAGCCGCACUGUGUUUUCUUCCAUUAUAAGCCAAAAGCGUGCAAUGAAAAUCAGGAGUUAAUAUUACCAGUAUCCUCUCCCGUUCUCAAUUCAUCUACACCCAUUGCCAAAAUUGAGAACAUUGAAACUGAAGAUCCUUCCAUAAAAGUAGAAAAAGAAGAGGUUGUUCGAAGUUCUUUGGAACCUUUCGUUGUCAGCUUUGAUGAAAAUGAAGAAUCAGAUGCUGAAUCUAUUUCAAGUACCCCUGUAAAAUCAAAUGACGUAAAAUCUGGAAAUAUUAGAGGAAGUAAUUUACUCUCUAAAUUUUCAG
This is a messenger RNA of Parasteatoda tepidariorum (common house spider), 436 nucleotides long. The record is from RefSeq and is a predicted model, not a curated record. Lineage: Eukaryota; Metazoa; Arthropoda; Arachnida; Araneae; Theridiidae.